Molecule: messenger RNA, 249 nt
Organism: Rotaria sordida
Lineage: Eukaryota; Metazoa; Rotifera; Eurotatoria; Philodinida; Philodinidae
Source: the annotation of a GenBank genome assembly
AUGAUUUCGACGCAGGUAACAAAUCCAGAACCUGAUGGUCCUUGCCGCCGUUGGCUUGUUUGUUCACCAGGAGACCCAGAUGCUCAAGAACUUAAAUUAGAUAAAAUAAGAUCCGAUGAAUUAUGCGAUCCACCAGUAGCCAUGUCGGAUAUGUUAGCUGCUCUUGCUACACAAAAACCAGCAAUGAACAAAACAGAUCUAUUAGCAUACAAAGCAUUUACGCAAGGGUUUGAUCAAGAAGGUUCAUAG